GAACGAGGGAGCUUCGGCUUUCCCCGGCAGGUUCGCGAGCUACGAAUUUCCUCCUCCGUGUUUCUGCUCCCCACCCCUCAGCCCUUCGGCUCGCUCCGCCGCCUGCUCGGCUCUCUCCGCCCACCUUUCGGAUAAGGCCGUUAAGUUCCGCCACCACUUCGGCAACUUCCGCCGGUUCGGUCGGAAAUGGCCGAAGACGUGAGAGACCCAGCGGUUUAGGAGAGAAGACCGGCCGGCUUCUUGGAACAAACCAACUGUGUCCGGACCGGGGGGGGGGGGGAGUAGAGGAGGGCGGACGGAGUGGGAGGAUAAGGCAGCGGCUAUGGCUCCCCCCCCAGCCACUCGCGGAGGACGGCUCAGCGGGCGCCGGGACCGCGGCUUCGCAAGCAGGGUGAAGUGAGGGCGCCAAGAGGCUCCAGCCAGAUGAGUAGAGAAUUGGGUACAAAAAAAGGGGCAGAUUCCAGUUGUCCAGCAGAUCAUCUUGUACAGAGAAGAAUCCUUGAGAUCAACACUGAGAAAGAAAAAUAGUGAAGGAGUCCAUGUGUGAGCAGGUCUGAGCCAAGGAGCAGAAGGAAUGUCAGAGCAUCAGCUGUGCGGCAGCGAUGAGAGAGACUGACAUUCAUAUGAGUCUCUUCUGGCUUCUUCUCUACAAUGGCUGGUGCCUCUGCAUAUUCAUUGGAUGGUAAUGCAGGAUGUCGAGAGCAGUGGUGGAGUUUGGCUUGAUCCCAUUGUGUUUUUCUUCUGCCAGCUGAGACUUUGAAUCACCAUGACAACGCUGUGACACUUCCAGCAAAGGUUACCUACAGACCAGGGGUGGGCUGGGGGUGGGUGAGAAGGUCAAUGAUCAAGUCUAACGGGAUCAAAAGUUGUGCCUGCAGCAAAACAACUGUAGAAAAGCUGCCAGCACGACAAGAAGAUGGAAUUCCCCUUCUAUUGGCUUCUCAUUAAGCAGGCACAAUAACAUCUUUUUCUGAGAGACCCGCUAUAAAAACUGUUUUGGUUAUGGCUACUGAUCCAACGUGAUUGGGCGCGCAGCGACUUUUGAACUCAUGACUGGAUAUACGAUGUUGCGGAAUGGGGGAGUGGGGAACGGAGGCCAGCCGUGGGUGUUGAGAUGGUCCAGUAGGAUCCGGCUCACGUGGCUUAGUUUCACCCUCUUCAUUAUCCUCGUCUUCUUUCCCCUCAUUGCUCACUACUACCUAACCACCAUUGAUGAUGCGGACGAUGCCGGCAAGCGCAUCUUUGGCCCUCGGACUGGCAAUGAGCUGUGUGAGGUAAAGCAUGUGCAAGACCUGUGCCGCAUCCGCGAGUCGGUCAGCGAAGAGCUGCUCCAGCUGGAAGCCAAGCGGCAGGAGCUCAACAGCGAGAUCGCUAAACUCAACUUGAAGAUCGAGGCCUGCAAAAAGAGCAUUGAAAAUGCCAAGCAGGACCUGCUGCAGUUGAAGAACGUUAUCAGCCAGACUGAGCAUUCCUACAAAGAGCUGAUGGCUCAGAACCAGCCCAAGCUCUCGUUGCCCAUCCGGCUGCUGCCAGACAAAGACGAUGUGACCUUCCCCCUGCCAAAAUCCAACCGAAACUGCAGGCUGCACAACUGCUUUGACUACUCACGCUGCCCGUUGACAUCAGGCUUUCCAGUCUAUGUCUACAACAGUGAUGAUUACCCUUUUGGUAGUUCCUUAGACCCUUUAAUUAAACAAGCCUUUGAGGCAACUGUCAGAACUAAUGUUUAUGUUACUGAAAAUGCAAAUAUUGCUUGUGUGUAUAUAAUUUUAGUGGGGGAAAUGCAAGAGCCCGUAAUGCCAAAACCUACUGAACUAGAGCAACAGUUGCACUCUUUGCCAUAUUGGAGGACUGAUGGACAUAACCAUCUCAUCAUCAGUUUAUCAAGGAAAUCAGAAACUCAGAACUUCAUUUACAACAUCAGCACAGGGCGUGCCAUGAUUGCCCAGUCCACCUUUUACGAUGUCCAGUAUCGACCAGGGUUUGAUAUUGUGGUAUCACCUCUGGUCCACGCUAUGUCUGAACCCAAUUUCCUAGAAAUCCCACCCCAGGUGCCGGUCAAGCGUAAAUACCUGUUUAGUUUCCAGGGGGAGAAGAUUGAGUCUCUCAGAUCUAGCUUGCAAGAGGUUCGCUCUUUCGAAGAGGAAAUAGAAGGCAAUGCCCCAGCUGACUACGACGAUCGGAUCAUUACUACCCUGAAGGCUGUUCAGGACAGCAAGUUGGACUUUGUUUUGGUGGAGUUCACAUGUAAGAACCAGCCUAAGGCGAGUCUGCCCACUGAGUGGGCUCUGUGUGGAGAAAGGGAUGACAGACUAGAGCUACUGAAGCUAUCUACUUUUGCACUGAUAAUCACCCCGGGGGACACCCAUUUAGUGAUCUCCGCCGGGUGUGCCAUGAGACUGUUUGAGGCUCUGGAAGUUGGAGCCAUCCCAGUGGUUCUCGGAGAGCAAGUUCAGCUACCCUAUAAUGAUGUGAUCCGGUGGAACGAGGCAGCCUUAAUUAUACCAAAGCCACGUAUCACAGAAGUGCACUUUCUUCUGAGAAGCAUUUCUGACAAUGAUCUCCUUGCCAUGAGGAGGCAGGGCCGCUUCUUGUGGGAGACCUACUUCUCCACCUCUGACAACGUGUUCAGCACGGUCUUAGCUAUCAUAAGGACUCGAAUCCAAAUCCCAGCUGCUCCUAUCCGAGAAGAAACUGCUGUGGAGAUUCCCCACCGGUCUGGCAAAGCUGCUGGUACAGAUCCCAAUAUGGCAGACAAUGGUGACCUGGACUUGGGGCCUGUGGAAACAGAACCACCAUAUGCAUCUCCUAAAUAUCUCCGCAAUUUCACCCUCACUGCAAUGGACAUCUACAGGAAUUGGAAUUCUGCUCCGGGGCCUUUCCACCUUUUCCCCUAUACUCCCUUUGACCCUGUUUUACCAUCAGAAGCAAAAUUUUUGGGGUCUGGGACUGGAUUUCGACCAAUUGGCGGAGGAGCUGGUGGCUCUGGGAAGGAGUUCCAGGCUGCCUUGGGUGGUAACGUCCCCCGGGAGCAAUUCACAGUAGUGAUGUUGACUUACGAGCGGGAGGAAGUGUUGAUGAACUCCCUAGAAAGGCUCAAUGGUCUCCCGUACUUAAAUAAAGUUGUGGUAGUGUGGAACUCUCCCAAGCUUCCCUCUGAGGAUCUCUUGUGGCCAGACAUUGGUGUCCCAAUCAUGGUUGUCCGCACAGAGAAGAACAGCCUGAACAACAGGUUCCUGCCGUGGGAUGAGAUCGAGACGGAGGCCAUCCUGUCCAUUGAUGAUGAUGCUCACCUUCGCCAUGACGAGAUCAUGUUUGGGUUCCGUGUCUGGAGAGAGGCAAGGGACCGCAUCGUUGGCUUCCCGGGGCGCUACCACGCGUGGGACAUCCCCCAUCAGUCCUGGCUCUACAACUCCAACUACUCCUGUGAGCUGUCUAUGGUGCUUACUGGUGCUGCCUUCUUCCAUAAGUACUAUGCCUACCUGUACUCCUAUGUGAUGCCGCAGGCCAUCCGCGACAUGGUGGACGAAUACAUCAACUGUGAGGACAUCGCCAUGAACUUCCUGGUCUCUCACCUGACAAGAAAACCUCCCAUAAAGGUGACCUCCCGCUGGACUUUCCGCUGCCCCGGGUGCCCUCAGGCGCUUUCACACGACGACUCUCACUUCCACGAGCGACACAAGUGCAUCAACUUCUUCGUCAAGGUGUACGGGUACAUGCCCUUGCUGUACACCCAGUUCCGCGUGGACUCGGUCCUCUUCAAGACCCGCCUGCCCCACGACAAGACAAAAUGCUUCAAGUUCAUCUAGCAGCGGGAGGCAGCCGGGCGCUCCCGGCUCUCCGAGCUCCGGCCGAGGCGGGUGAGGGCACAGGGGGGCUUCUCUGAUGGGGCUGCGAGGGCAAAACGCCUUUUGCUAUCGGCUCCGGCCUCCCUCCCGCGCAGCAAAAGGGACGUCCUGGAUGUGGAUGGGCACGUUUCCCCCCUCCUUUCCCGUGCUGCCCAUGGCGACUCAACCGAGCAGCAGGGAACAGGAUCUCACGGCUUCUGUAAAGACACUCCCUAGGAUCGUACACUGAGGAAUGGCCCGUUGGCUGGUGCCUCUGCCCCUCCGCUAGCCAAGGGCAACCAUUCUUUUUAAUUAUAAUUAUUGUUAUUUAAAAUGAAAGUGGUUUAGAUUUCCCGAGUGAGGGUUUUCUGUUUUUUUAAAUCCUUUUCUUUGUCCCUUCCCCUACCCACACUCUUUUCCCCUCUGGACCUGUCUGCUCAAGGGGGGACCAUAGCAAGGACAGGUUGGAGGUGUUUUACUGCAGAGAGGUUAUUCCAACAUCAAGGCAGCUCUGGUCACCACCGUUGUCCCCAUCCUUUCUCCCGUGGGGAGCCCUUCUCCCUUCUUGCACACCGCAUCCUGGCUCCUUUUGCCCUGUGGCUACUACUGAGGACUUUUGCAGUGUCAUCUGCAGGUGACGAGCUCUGUGCUGUGCUCUGCUCCCCACUCUCAGCCCUGCCCUUGGAGAGGGGCGAGCAGGGAAGAGGUUUGGCCCUGGAGGGUCCGUCCCUGGCUCCCAGCACCACACUGGGCCUCAGGCUGCAGCCACAGGGGUGUUUGGUUGCUGCAGCCUCUGCUCUCGGUAUUCUUUCCACUCCAUGCAGCGCACAGGCAGGCUCUGCUAAACCUCUGGAGAGAGGGAGCGUGCCUGGGGCUUAGGGGUGAUCCAUCUGCAGCACAGUGGGGGCUGGCAGUGCCCCAGGCUCAUUCAUUUAAGUGGGCUGUCUUGGCCAGUGGUGUUCUGCAGGCACUGCAGCACUGAAGGCAGGGCUGGAGAGUCUUGGGAUUUGGCCUGGGCUUUCCACAAGAGCUUUGGGACUUUUCCUCCUGCCCUUCAGGGCGUCAAUCACUGGCCCUGGGGAGCUGCUCCAGUAGCACCCCAAGAUCCGCUACACAAGCCUUUGCUGGUAAAAACCUCUUUCCCAAAAGCAUCCAAGUGUGGACACGGGUGCUGAGCGCUGGCUCUUGCAGAUGCCUGGUCCCUGCUAGUGGAGUGGACACAGUGCAGCUCUUGGUGCCACUGUGAUGGUGUCGGGGUCUCGGGGCCUUCUCUUGGGAUUGAUUUGCAUUUUGCAGGGUGGUGGAAGGAGAAGACACCAACCCCAUUCUGUGUGCAGCCAAGCAGAGCUGAAGUGAAGCGCCUGCCUGGCCUGGGUGUGCCAGAGCCUGGGCUGCACCAUGGGCUGGGGUCUCUGCCUCAUCUCUUGUAUCACAUCCCGGAGCAAAACUUAGCCAUGUUGGGUUUGCCCAUGGGCCUCAGCGUAACUGCCUUAAACCCAUCCUGUCCUCCCCCAGGGUUAACCUCACCCAGAGAUUUCCUUCAUGGGAGCUGGGAGAUGCCACUGGGAUCGUGCUCAAGGGCUCUUUAAAGCUUGUCCCUUCUUGUGCGAUGCUCUCCCUCGGUGCAUCCCAGAUGCUUAAGAGCAGCCUGGAGAAGCUCUGGCUGGUUUGAUGGGAAGGUGAAACGUGAUUCACAUCAGUGUCUCUGGUUUUCCAAGCCCCAUGCAGCUCAGCAUCCUGCGCCCUGCAGCAGCAGGCUGUUACCCUGGUUGUGUCUCUGGUGUGUCCUGGAACAGGAGCAGGGAGGGUCCAUCUGCCCCUCCUGCACCCUGCCCCAUGGUUUGGGGUGUGAAGUGGCCUCUCCAGCCAUGUUUCACCCACUUUUUCAUGUCAGCCCCACAGGAGCACCAGCACUUGCUCCUUGGUAAGGGGAAGAGAAGGGGCAACAGUCCCCAGCAGAGCCACCGGUUACUGCCUUCACCAGCACUACAGACUGCAGCGAAAUACAGAUCAUGGCAUCUUUUCCUUUCUGGGUGGGAUUUUUCCUUUCCGCUCUUCUUGUUUUAACAUCAGGUGCUCAAAACAGAGCACGGGAAGGCUCAGUCUCCUUAAAAACAUGAUUAGAGGCUCCUGCAAGGCCCCACAACACCUGGAAGGAUGUUUGCUGCUUGGAGUGGGAACAUGGCACUCGGCACCAGCCCCAGCAUUGCUGAGGGGCCUGACCCUGCUCUGCUGCUGGCUUUAAUUCUCCCCUCAUUAAUGCGUGGUUUGGUAGCAGCGAUGCAGUCACUCACACACAGCACAGGUCCCUGUGUCAGCCAAGAGUGGAGGCAGCUCUGCCUUUCCCAGCCUCCUGCCCGCUCAGCUGGAGCCACACAGGAGCGAUGCCAGCAUGGAUUGCACUUUAUAGGGAUAGAGGCACUUCUCAGCAGCUGAUGGCUAAAAACCUUGGGGGAAAUCUGAUUACUCUGGUGUGAGACCGUAGUACAGGGAGCUUGGAAAAGGUGAGAGUCAUGAGAAGUAUUUGCAUUGCCAUCUGCAUCUGCUUGGGGGUCACUGAGCCACAUUGCUUUGGUUGCAGCUGGAACCAGCAGCAGGUCUGAGGUUGGGGGUUUCUUCUUCCCGUUGGUGUGUUUCAGUUCACGAUGUAGAGCUCAGCAGUGGAAAUCCAGAUUGUUCUUCCCGUUCUCACCUCCUGCCCAAAGUGUUUGGUGUUUGGAGGAUCCCUGGUGCUGCAGUAGCCAGGGUCAGGCUUGGAGCACUGCAGUUGGCUGGGAUGAGGCUGCGUGUCGGGAUCACGGUGUGUGUCAUGGGAUGGUUGCUUCCUGGGAAUGGAGGAAUCCUGGGAUGCAGGCCCCCUGAAGGGAAAGGAUUUGGGGGUGAAGGGCUGCUGUGUGUCACUGGUGGCAGCUGCAUGGGGCAGGGCAUGCUGGGCAGUAUCAGCAUUGCAGGAGAUGGAGUCCCAUAAAGGCAGCAAGAGCAUCUCCUUCCCCAUGUGCAGGGCUGGUGCUGCCCCUCUUCCUGCUGCUGCGGCUCUUUCCCAAAUCACCUCUAAAAUCAGUCCAAAGGAAGAGACUCGUGAUUCACAGCGCAGCGCUCUGCUCCUGAGACACCCCGGGACAGGAGCUGUCCUUGGGCUUUCUUCCACCAUCAGGGAGGAGAAGGGCAUUUCUGAGACUGCUCCCAGUGUGCCACUGUCAUGAACCUGCUCUGCAGCCCAUCGCUCUCCUGGGAUUCCCAGGGGGUCCCAGGGUAACUCUGAAGCUCAGGUCAGGUUGCACGGCUCAUCCCAGCUCCGGAACACGCGGUCUCCACCAGCCCAGCCACAAGGAGCCAGGAAGGCCCCUUGGCGGCUGCACCCAUCCCAAGGGAAAGGCCUCUUCCCCUUUCCCAUUUCUGCUGCUUCUCCCAGGGCCGGGAGUUGUGGGUGCCGGCUGCGGAGCGAGGUUUUGUGUCCCAUUCACUGUAAAUAGCAUCGUCUGCGGUGACACGGCCCCCCGGGGCCCCGCUGGUGUCACACAGCCCCUGUCCCCCCUGCGCCGUGGUCGUGAACCUGCUCCGUGAGCACCGGGUUUGAAAUGAAACCAACAAAAACCGAGAGGAAAGAAACGGCAUCAACACGAGCACAAUGUCGAGGUUUUGUAAAAGGAUCCAAUAAAUGGAGAGUUUAACUUGA
Messenger RNA from Neopsephotus bourkii (Bourke's parrot), 7503 nucleotides. It is a transcript of the gene EXTL3, whose product is annotated as exostosin like glycosyltransferase 3. Bases 1050 to 3809 code for a protein of 919 amino acids. The record is from RefSeq and is a predicted model, not a curated record. Gene Ontology annotation, molecular function: glycosyltransferase activity. The transcript is spliced from 8 exons. Gene Ontology annotation, cellular component: membrane. Lineage: Eukaryota; Metazoa; Chordata; Aves; Psittaciformes; Psittacidae.